Messenger RNA from Rhopalosiphum maidis (corn leaf aphid), 2227 nucleotides. RefSeq names its product mucin-5AC-like. The record is from RefSeq and is a predicted model, not a curated record. Bases 35 to 2131 code for a protein of 698 amino acids. The transcript is spliced from 2 exons. NCBI's taxonomy places the organism in Eukaryota, Metazoa, Arthropoda, Insecta, Hemiptera, Aphididae.
CUACAGAAUAGCUGUAUAUGACUUAAAUGAUAUUAUGGCGGGCUUAAAGAUUUGUAUCAUAGCAGUUCUGACGUUGCAGGUUGCUAAGGAUGGUGUAUUUUCGUGUACAUUGCGAAGUCAUAAACAUGGUUCAUCUCAUGCAUGUUUGCCAUCGACAUCUGAUUCUACUCCUAUACUAAAUAUCACACCGGAUUCGAAGCCGCAUACAAUAUCUCCUCCUUGUGGUUCUUCGGGUAGCCCGAGCUCUUGUUCACCGAGUGUUCCUGCAAAUGGUACAGCUAUAUCUUCUACACCAACCCUUUCUCAAGAUAUGUCUUCACCGGGAUCAACAUCAUUAUUACCACCUACGCCAUCAGCACCUUCCAAUAAUACGGACAUUUUAAAUUCAAUAAUUCAACUUUUGUCGUCUCCAGCAUAUUCUACUUUACAGGCAGGUAAAGCACCAACUCCUGAUAAAUCAAUAUUACCCUCUUCAUCUACAUCGAACGCAGCACAAUUGCCUGCUUUUGUUUCAAAGCCACAUACAACAUCUUCACCAUGUGCACCAGGCUCCUCCUCAAGUUCUUCAAGUAUUUUACCAAACCCGUCAUGUGGUCCAGCCCAGUCCACUUUUAGCACCGUUCCGACUCCACAGUUGUCAAAUUCAGCAUCAACACCGCCUUCUAUUACUAAUACAGACAUCAUAAAUUUUUUGCUCAAUAUGUCAUCUUCAGUAUCGUCGCCUUCAUCUUCAUCUACUUCUAAACCGAUGCCUUUCUCACCACCAUGUCAUCUAUUAACGCCAACGUUAAAUAAAAUCGUGGUUCCAGGUACAAAACCAUGUGUUAUAUCACACCAUGUUACGCCUUCAUUGAGUAUAUUACCACGUAUACCACAUGGUUCAUCCUCGUUACCUAACCAUCAAUUUCAUGAAGUACUUCCAGUACCAGCUUCUGAGAAAUCCCCCGCACUAACUCCAGCAUCAUUUCCAGAGCAUGAACCAGAAACCGCACCAGAAGAAUUUCCAGCUGCAAGUAAUGUGCCAGUUUCAAUACCAGUAGUAACUUCAACGUAUACUCCAUCUUUAAUUUCUGGUUAUAAUCCAGUCCUUAUAAAUCUUUUACUGAAAUUAUUACAGUCCAAUCAAGCACAAAAGGUUUCAUCUUCUCCUUUAAUACCAACUAAAACUUAUGAUAUACACGCACCAAGCGUAACUCCUGUAUCUGCUCCAAAUAUAAAGCCACAUACUAUUUCACCUGCUUGUUCAUUGUCUGAUUCGACAAUUCCUUGUUUAUCAAAUGUCUUACAUAAUCAAUCAAAUAGCUCGAUUACUCCUCUUCAACAAAUAAUGACGUCUUUGACACCUCUAUCUGUUUCAGGCAUAUCUUCUGGUUAUAAUCCAGAAUUUAUGAAAUUAGUUAUUAAAAAUUUGCUAUCUAAUCAAACUUCUUCUUUAACUCCGUUGUCGUCAUUACUUCCACUUAUCCAGGCUAAAUUAAAUACCACUUCUACCCCUAGUCCAAUACCAACGUCGACUUUUAAUAAACCACUAUCCAAGUCAAAUCCUAAUGUAUUCAAUACAUCGUCAAAUAAUACAUUUGAUUCAGCUCCUGGUCCCGCGGACACGAAUCAAAAUUUAUCAAUUAAUAAUCAGGAUCUCACAAAUAUUUUAAUCAAGCUUUUGACCUCUUCCAAUGCUUCAAAAACGUCUCUCGUUCCAUGUUCAUCAUUACCAAUCUCAUAUUUUGGUUCUACAUUAAAUACUACUUCAUUAUCACCUGUUCUUUGUAUACCAUCAAUGUCAGAUAUUUUAAGUCAAUUUCCUAGUUAUAAACCCGAUUCAAAACCAUCUUUCUCGAGUAUAAUCUUAAGUCCCAUUAUUACACCGUUACCAAAUAUAAAGUCAUUUCCUGAACGAGUACCAAAUUUAAUUUCAACACCUACCUCGUAUCCUAUACCGCCGUCAUCGGAUAUUAACUUAUGCCGUUCGAAAAACAAAGAACUACUAAAAUUGUCUAGUGUGACACCAACUGGUGUCAACCCAUGCCUCCAAAAUAUUAUACGACCGCACACACCACAUUUACCAUUACCAUGCUCACUACCGCAUACUAAAUUAAGUUCUGGUUGUAAGCAUUUAUCACCCACCAUCUAAUUCAAUUAAAUUAUAUUUGGUAUAAAAUGUAAUAUUGGACAACAUUGACUGUUAUAAAAAUUAUAAAAAGUUAUAUAUAAAUUAGGAACAAUUAAU